AUGGGCAAGGUUGAGCGGCUGAUUGCCGCCAAGGAGAAGAGCGGGAAGACCUUCAGCCAGAUCGCCAACGAGGUCGGCCUGACCAACGUGUACACCGCCCAGCUGUUCUACAACCAGCAGCAGCUGCAGCCCAACACCGUGGCCGCGCUGCGCAAGGCGGUCCCCGCGCUGACGGACGAUGAUGUGGCGGUGAUGCAGCGCGUGCCGCACAGGUCGUUCAGCCCAGAGGUCCUGCAGGAGCCCUCCCUGUACCGGGUGUACGAGGCGCUCUGCCACAGCGGCGACAGCAUCAAGGCGCUCAUCAACGAGCACUGCGGGGACGGCAUCAUGAGCGCAAUUGGGUUUUACGCGACGGUGGACAAGGCGGUGGGCCUUGAGGGGGAGCCCCGCAUCAUCAUCACCUUCAAUGGCAAAUUCCUGCCUUACACCGAACAGAAGGUGGGCCGUGCUGGCAGUCGACUGCUGCUCGGGGCUGCCAGCCCGUGA
This is a messenger RNA of Monoraphidium neglectum, 486 nucleotides long. Its product is annotated as cyanate lyase. The transcript has 5 exons. Gene Ontology annotation, molecular function: cyanate hydratase activity; DNA binding. Bases 1 to 486 code for a protein of 161 amino acids. Lineage: Eukaryota; Viridiplantae; Chlorophyta; Chlorophyceae; Sphaeropleales; Selenastraceae. The record is from RefSeq and is a predicted model, not a curated record.